GUCAUCGCUGGCUGUGAGAGUGUAUAUUUGGGGAAGAGGAGAGAAGCUAGAAUUUUGGCUGGGAACAAGAAUCUCACUGAGCUACUCAGCUGCUUCUAACCACUUUCUGGUGUAAUAUCAGCAUUUAUUUAACCUCUGCAUUCCUUCGUGACGUGGAACCAUGACCGCCUCCAAGCCCAUCCUCUGUUUAUUUAUUACGUCACUUUCAUGUUUGAUUGACCUAUGUUGGCAGCAGCGCCAGGCUGGAGCACCGCAAAUCCAGUUACGUUUGGCCGGGACAAGAGUUCCCAAUGAAGGACGUCUAGAAGUUCUCUACAAUGGUCAAUGGGGCACAGCCUGUGAUGAUGACUUCAACAUUGAAGUAGCUCAUGUGGCCUGCAAGCAAAUGGGGUAUGAGCUGGCUAUGAAUUGGGCCCACAGUGCCAAGUAUGGACAAGGAGCAGGUCCCAUCUGGCUGGAUAAUAUCCGCUGUUCAGGAGCAGAGAGUUCCCUGGCAGAAUGUGAAUCUAACGGCUGGGGUGUCACUGACUGCAAACACUCGGAAGAUGUUGGCAUACUUUGUUCAACAAGCAGACUGCGUGCCUCUGAGCAGCCACUGACACUUACUGCCCAGCACACGAAGAAGAUUGAGGAAAUUCGAAUUAAGCCAAUUUUAGCACGUGCCAAAGCAAGCAUGCCUAUCACUGAAGGUAUAAUUGAAGUGAAGCAUCAUGGGAGGUGGAGGCAGGUGUGUGACCAAGGCUGGACACUCAACAACAGUCGAGUUGUGUGUGGAAUGUUGGGUUUUCCAGGUGAAGUUCAACCUAACAUCAAAUUUUACAGGAAACUUUGGAAUCUGAAGAUGAAACAACCUAAAUCUAGGGUGAAAAUGCUAAGUCAGAAGAAAAUGUACUGGAUUCAUAAAGUAACUUGCUCAGGAAAAGAGCCGCAUCUUGCUUACUGUAAUGUGACGGUGUCUCCAAAAACGUUAAAGCCUGUUUGUAAGAAUGGGAUGCAUGCUGUAGUAAAAUGUCUCACUGCAACCCAAUCGACUAAAACAAAUGGAAAGAAUUCCAAGAAAGUCCCAAAGAUGACGGAGCCUGUGGUGAGACUAAGGGCUGGACCUCAUGCUGGAGAGGGAAGGGUGGAAGUGUUAAGAAAUGGAAAAUGGGGGACUAUCUGUGAUGAUAAAUGGAACCUCAUAUCGGCCAGUGUUCUAUGCCGAGAACUUGGAUACGGAUCUGCUAAAGAAGCUAUAUUUGGAGCCCAAUUGGGACAAGGUCUUGGCCCAAUACAUAUGAACGAGGUGCUCUGCAAUGGAUGGGAAAAAUCUAUCACAAACUGCAAGUUCAAAGAGGCGAGUGUAGCAGGAUGUCAACAUGAGGAAGAUGCAGCGGUAAAAUGUAACAUACCGCAAAUGGGAUAUAAGAACCAGAUACGCUUGACUGGAGGAAGGUCACUUGAAGAGGGCACUGUGGAGGUGCUGGUAGACGUUAAGGGUGUUAAGAAGUGGGGGGCUAUAUGUGGAGAGCUCUGGGGGAUGAAUGAAGCCAUGGUCGUGUGCAGGCAGCUGGGAUUAGGUUUUGCCAACCAUGCCCUACAGGAGACAUGGUAUUGGCAAGGGACCCCGGGUGCAUUAGACGUGGUGAUGAGCGGUGUCCAUUGCAUAGGAACGGAGAUGUCAAUACUACAAUGCCGGCAUCAUAGUGUUGUGCAUUGCCCUCGUGGUGGAGGCAGACAUUCUGCUGGAGUUACAUGCACAGAACAUGCACCAGACAUCAUUUUAAAUGCCGAUUUGGCUCAGGAGUCUGCUUAUUUAGAAGAUCGGCCACUCAGUAUGCUUGAGUGCGCCCACGAGGAGGAAUGCCUAUCCAAGUCAGCAGAUGAUAUGUCCUGGCCCUAUGGUCACCGAAGACUACUGCGUUUCACAUCAAGAAUUCAUAAUAUUGGGAGAGCAGACUUUGUCCCAAGGAAUGGAAGGCACACAUGGGUCUGGCAUGAAUGUCAUAGACACUACCACAGCAUUGAAGUUUUUACCCACUAUGACCUAUUGACACAUAAUGGUACCAAGGUCGCAGAAGGGCACAAGGCCAGUUUCUGCUUGGAAGACACAAGCUGUGGCAAAGGAAUACAGAAACGCUAUGAGUGUGCAAAUUUUGGAGAACAAGGAAUAACCGUAGGGUGCUGGGAUACAUAUCGUCACGAUAUUGACUGCCAAUGGGUGGAUAUUACAGAUGUGAAGCCCGGAGACUACAUUUUCCAGGUGAUUAUAAACCCAAAGUAUGAAGUUGCGGAAUCAGAUUUUCGAAACAACAUGAUGAGAUGUCGAUGUAAAUAUGACGGUCAUCGGGUCUGGCUACAUAAUUGUCACACAAGCGAUGCAUACAGCGCAGAUUUAGAAGAAAACUUUGAGAAUCAGCAAAGACUCGCCAGUAAUAUUGUAUAGAUCAUUUCCUGGGAUGGAAAAGAUAAGACAAAAGCUACAAACCACACACAAAAAAAAAAGUUUUUGUAAUAAUUGUGUUAUCUCGGACAGUCCUGCCAUUUUUGGUCAUGGCCUUGCUAUUUGCCAAUAUUGGGUCCUUUAUUUACCAAGGUUCGGAAUCUGCCCCGUUGGAAA
Messenger RNA from Pelobates fuscus (common spadefoot toad), 2599 nucleotides. It is a transcript of the gene LOXL4, whose product is annotated as lysyl oxidase like 4. The coding region runs from base 161 to 2425 and encodes 754 amino acids. Gene Ontology annotation, biological process: peptidyl-lysine oxidation; collagen fibril organization. Lineage: Eukaryota; Metazoa; Chordata; Amphibia; Anura; Pelobatidae. Gene Ontology annotation, cellular component: membrane. Gene Ontology annotation, molecular function: copper ion binding; protein-lysine 6-oxidase activity. The record is from RefSeq and is a predicted model, not a curated record. The transcript is spliced from 15 exons.